CCGUGCCAAUUUCAGUGUUCUUUUUCCUCUAUGGAUUCCAGCUGUGAUACUCCACAGGACCAUGAUCCAAGCAGGUUAAUCAUAAAAGUAUGGGAAUUUUUCGCAAGUGCUGCAACCGGUCUAUGCCAGCUAUAUAAAGGUAAAAUUGAUCACUGUGCUGACUUCCAAAGUUUACUGGAUACGUUAUCCUCAAUCGAGAGAUUCUAUAGAGGAUCUGCGAAUUCUGUAGAAGCUGCUUUAAGCUAUGGAAAGAUUGUCGGUUCUCAAUAUCUACGCCUUCAUUUGAGAGACUUAGCUUAUGAGAAUAUUCAAACUGUUACAGGAGAUAACGGAGUUGAAGUUUAUGUGCCUUUAGAAUCAUUACUACUUAGAAGCACUGAAACGCUUGGUCAUUCGAGGAAACUCCAAAGAAAACGUCCACGUCAUUGUGUUGGUUGUCCGCGUUUAUCUAAACGAAUUGCUCUGGAUCACUGUGGUCACAGGCGUUGCCGUAAUAAGCGCUCCAAAAGUAAACAAACAUUCUUUCCUGUUUCGAACACAGUCUUAGCUGAUUCGCAUUUGUAUGGUGUCAUUGGUGGCCUCAAUAAAGAUGGGUCUACUGGAAACGAAGAUGAAUUAGUAAAAUCAAUAGUGCCUAAUUCGUUAUCCACAUCUGAAGAUUUUAUUCCUCCUAUCAGUUCAUUUGUCAAUCAUUCAAGUAUUUCACAAUUAGUUUGUAAUGAAUUGACACACGGAAGAAAACGUCAUCAUUGUAUGCUUCCCAAUUAUCAAGUAGCGAAUAAUGCUGCUAAUUAUCAUGGUGAAUCAAUCAGUCGGGAUCCAUUCAAUGUCUUUCAGGAUGCUGUACAGGUUAUAAAUCUUCUUGAUCCACUCUCCAAAUUUUCUGUAACCAAUAGCACAGGAAACUUGCAAAACUCGUUCAAACGUCCCCGUAUUGAAAAUCCCACUUCUCCCAUUGAUGGUUCGAACAAUAUAUUAUGACAGUCAGUUGAUGCAAAAUACAAUAAACAUUUUAUUGGUUAGAUCGCAUGUAUAUUUUCUGUGUGAGAUGUUCUCAUAGUUUUUCUUCGAAAAAAUUAUCGCACCUCUUAAACUUCUAUAUGAUUUGACUCCUAUAUAUACUUAUAUUCUUGAGGUUGUUCAUGAUUUCAUCCACUUCCUAGACUACCUGACAUGUAUGCAUUUGCAAAAUAUUAGUGGUAGUUCCAUCUCUAUCCAAUUGACACAUUUGUUUGUUUGCAAUUAUUUCAGAUCUGUAUCAAUAAACAAAUAAGUCUAAAAAUGAAGGCGUCAUUGUCCAAUAUACAAAGCGCUUGUCA
Messenger RNA from Schistosoma turkestanicum, 1319 nucleotides. The record is from the annotation of a GenBank genome assembly. NCBI's taxonomy places the organism in Eukaryota, Metazoa, Platyhelminthes, Trematoda, Strigeidida, Schistosomatidae.